UCCCUUAUUGUAGUGCAUUACCUGGAACUUUGGAACUGAUUGGGUUUCUUGACGAUGCUUUCCAGGGCAAGAUCUGGGCUUAGCAAGUUAACGAAUUUUUCUCCAGCUGUCUUAAAUGUAGCUGUAAAAGGGAAACAUACUCUCCCUGACCUGGCGUACGACUACGAUGCAUUGGAGCCGACAAUAAACACUGAAAUUAUGCGCCUCCAUCACAGCAAACACCAUGCGACCUAUGUGAACAACCUUAACGUUGCAGAGGAGAAAUAUGCAGAGGCGAUGGCCAAAGGUGACACAUCAGCAGUCAUAGCAUUACAGCCAGCUUUAAAAUUCAACGGUGGUGGGCAUAUCAAUCACACUAUUUUUUGGACGAAUUUGUCUCCUAGUGGUGGUGGUGAGCCUACAGGUGAACUGAUGGAAGCCAUUAAAAAGGACUUUGGUUCAUUUGAAAAUUUUAAGRAAAGAUUUAAUGCUGCAACAAUCGCAGUGCAAGGUUCGGGAUGGGGAUGGCUGGGAUAUGACAAAGUAAACAAAAGACUUGCUAUCAGCACUUGUUUUAACCAAGAUCCUUUGCAAGCAACUACAGGCCACAUUCCAUUGCUUGGUAUUGAUGUGUGGGAGCAUGCCUACUAUCUCCAGUACCAGAAUGUUCGACCAGACUAUGUGAAAGCCAUUUAUGAUGUUAUAGACUGGACCAAUGUUGCUGAUCGAUACAUCGCUGCCGCUAGGUAGUCAAGUUGUACAAUAUGUGAUAGAAYGGCAACCACCACAAGUGCGGUUAUUGUGAAUUUUAUUACUACCAAUUUMUGUAUUGGUGUUUGUAUUCCAUAAAGGAUAUUUUGUCUUUGUAAUGUAUGCWCGUCAAUAAAGUGUCAAUAAAAUCAAACCAGGAUUACAUGCA
Exaiptasia diaphana is the source of this 898-nucleotide messenger RNA. RefSeq names its product superoxide dismutase [Mn], mitochondrial. The transcript has 5 exons. Gene Ontology annotation, molecular function: superoxide dismutase activity; metal ion binding. Lineage: Eukaryota; Metazoa; Cnidaria; Anthozoa; Actiniaria; Aiptasiidae. The record is from RefSeq and is a predicted model, not a curated record. The coding region runs from base 55 to 729 and encodes 224 amino acids. Gene Ontology annotation, biological process: superoxide metabolic process. Gene Ontology annotation, cellular component: mitochondrion.